GGACUCCACGCAUCACCACCACCAUGGCACACGUGUUGAGGAGAGAACAAAGGCUUCUCCAGUCUUCUCUAACCUACUUUGGUCAAGCAAUUGAAUCCUCACAAAGGAGACGUAUGGACCAGCUGGGAACGAAGCAGAGCGUUUGGUGUGUGGCAACGAAGCAGCAUCCGGUCCUUCCCUCUCAGUGCCCGAGCAAUAUUACCUCGCCGCACCUGUAUGGUAAUGCACCGCAGUGGCGGCAGGCGUCCUCGGGAAGGAUAACACACCUGUUACCAUUCCCGGCUGACUUUUGGGAACAUCACUUGAACGCGCGCGGGGUUAGGAAUAUUCCGACUGUGUUGAUUUUGGGUGUGCGAGUGUUGGCUGGAAUGGAAUUGCUGCUCUUGUGGUGACUGAGGCAGACCCACAGUGGAUGUGGAGUAGAGCGGGGUCGAACAGGAACGGAACCCUCUAGCUGUUGGCCGCACCCCCUCAAAUGAAACAUCUCAUCGUACGUUAGAUUAAAAGCAAAUACGUACUGCUAAAAGUGUCAUGUGCUUCGGAGGGCCUUUGCCGAACCCCUGAGACUGACUCAACGAACCCCGGGUAUUCGGUCGAACCCUGGUUAAGAGUCACUGCACUUCAAGAGUCGCCCGAGCCGUGAGGCACACUCGUGGCAGUGUUUGCUAAGAAUGUGAAGGUUAGAGUUGCCAGCUUGUGACUUUCGCAGUAAAGUAGCUUUUAUAAUUAUGUAAAAAUUAUCUGGCUUUAGAAAUAAAUUGAGAUGAGA
Messenger RNA from Scylla paramamosain (green mud crab), 769 nucleotides. RefSeq lists its product as uncharacterized. Bases 24 to 392 code for a protein of 122 amino acids. NCBI's taxonomy places the organism in Eukaryota, Metazoa, Arthropoda, Malacostraca, Decapoda, Portunidae. The record is from RefSeq and is a predicted model, not a curated record. The transcript is spliced from 5 exons.